Molecule: messenger RNA, 841 nt
Organism: Lactuca sativa (garden lettuce)
Lineage: Eukaryota; Viridiplantae; Streptophyta; Magnoliopsida; Asterales; Asteraceae
Source: RefSeq, a predicted model, not a curated record
UCUUCAACAAUCUAAUCUCCUGUUUCAUUCUUCUAUAAAAUCACGCAAAGCAAUUCUGUACCUAACAACUUCUAGCUCUCUUAACGACCGUACCGAUGAAGAGAGAGGGUCGUCAACACGGUGUUGUUCGGAGCUACAUGAUCCUGCCGACUACCUUGUCUCAACGGAAAUACGUAAAGACGGUAGACUCCGCCUCCGUCGCCGGUAUGUUCACCAAGGUAUCAAGGAAGCCAACAAAUCAGUCCAAGUUCACCGGGAAAUGUGGUAAGGCACGAUGCGUCGGUUGUCAUAUCCAUCCGGCUACUAAGUCGAAAGACAAGGCCAAGGGCACCAUGAAGUUGAGAUCAAUCGGAUCUGAUCCCGGAUUAAUUGGUUAUCCUACUGGUACGUCGGCUACCGGCGUUUUAGCUGACUUAUCUAGCGACGCAAGUUAUGAUGAUGGCGAUGAAUAUGAUGGCGCAAUUGAGGAUUGUGACUAUGAUUACCAUGAGGAUACUAAUUGUAACGUCGAAAUUGGGAUUGGACUUGCGUCGAUUGUAACAGUGGAGCAAAUUGGGGGUGAAGAUAAAGAUGAUUGUAUGAGUUAUUGUGAUGUAGGAUUGUGUUGGGGAGAAGGAGAUGCAGAUGAGAAUGGAGAUGAUGGAUGGUAUUUGGUUGGAGAUAUUCAGCAGUGAUCCAAUUUAUAUGAUCAAAACUGGGGUCAUCACUUCAUCAUAAUGUUCUUCCUUGUUUAUAUUCAAAGGUAUUAUUCCUUUACUGGUUUCUAACUUGUACAAUAAUGUAAUGGAGUCAUAAAUGUUUAAUAAAAUUGUUGAUGCGUGUGUAUUUUGUAUUCUGUGAA